Biomphalaria glabrata is the source of this 2701-nucleotide messenger RNA. RefSeq names its product alcohol dehydrogenase [acceptor]-like. Bases 81 to 1883 code for a protein of 600 amino acids. Lineage: Eukaryota; Metazoa; Mollusca; Gastropoda; Planorbidae. The transcript has 11 exons. The record is from RefSeq and is a predicted model, not a curated record. Gene Ontology annotation, molecular function: oxidoreductase activity, acting on CH-OH group of donors; flavin adenine dinucleotide binding.
ACGAGGUCAAGUUGCCAACUGAAAGUCAGGCACCGCGAACGCAAAUAAUCGAGUUGUGUACCCUUGUUUAUCUUCUGGGAAUGGCUUCGUUUCUAGCCCUCUUCUGUGUGAUACUUGUAGCCGUUUUAGUCAAAGUAUUCCUGGUCGAUCGUGGAGUGAACUCAAAUAUUCUUCAAUCAACUGUCAAACUUAAUGGGACAUACGAUUAUAUUAUUGUCGGUGGCGGUACAGCCGGAUGUGUGCUUGCUGGUCGUCUGUCAGAAGAUCCAGAUGUAACAGUGCUGCUGCUGGAAGCUGGACCAGACGACACCGGGAAUACAUUGAUCAAUAUACCACUUUUGGCUGGCUUAAUAUGGAGGACUCCCCUGGAUUGGGAGUAUUACUCGGAAGCUUCAAGUGAGACCAUGAAACAAUUGCGCAAUGGAAGAUCUUACUGGCCGAGAGGCAAAGUUUUGGGAGGCACGGGCAACAUAAACGCCAUGCAGUAUGUCCGAGGUUCCAGACACGACUACGACAGGUGGGCCCAAUACCUGGGAACUGACCAGUGGGAUUACAGACACGUCCUGCCGUACUUUCAAAAGUCGGAACACAUUCAGAUCUCAAAUCUCAAGGAUUCAGAUUACCACGGACGUGAUGGACAGGUCACAGUAAACUACAUUGACAGUCAACCAAUCGUCGAGAAGCUGAUAGAGGCGGGGGAAACUAUUGGCUACCCAUACAAUGAAGAUUACAAUGGCAGAAUUCAAGAAGGCAUUUCCCGCUCACAAGUUAAUUCUAGGAAUGGUCAGCGAUGGUCAACGAGUCACGCUUUUGUCCAUGCAGCAAAUGACAGAGAUAAUCUUCACGUUGCUGUUGACUCUCACGUGGUUAAGGUGCUCAUAGAAAACAAACAGGCCAAAGGUGUCGCUGUGAUCAGAAAUGGCCGAAAAGAAAUCCUCCUGGCCAAUAAAGAAGUGAUUCUAUCAGCUGGGGCCAUUGGGUCUCCACAGCUGCUUAUGUUAUCUGGUAUAGGACCCAAGAAACAUCUGGACAGUUUAGGGAUACCUGUUGUUUCCAACCUUUCAGUUGGUGAAAACUUGCAAGAUCAUAUUAUGAUAGAUGUUGGUAUCCAGAUCCACGAGCCACUGAGCCAGUCAGCAGAUGGAUUAUCCAGCCUCUUGCCAUAUCUUCAAUACCGAUUGUUUGGUACAGGUCCUUUCAGUUCCCCGUUUUUGUUGGAGGUUACAGCUUUUAAAAGUACUACAAGGGAAGUAAGAGAAACUUCUUGGCCUGACCUCCAACUUCACUUCUCCAGUUUAUUAAAAGUUCAUUUUAAUUAUAAAGAGGAGGUGAGAGCUCAACUGGAGGAAAGCCGAAAAGCCAAAUAUGGCUUGAUAUGUUUACCAAUUCUACUACACCCAGAAAGUCGAGGGAAGAUAACUCUACGUUCACAAGAUCCUUUUGAUUAUCCUCUCAUCGAUGCCAACUAUUUGAGUAAGCAGGAAGAUGUAGAGACUUUGAUAAGAGGAAUACAAGAAUGUGAAAAAUUUGUUGACACUGACAUUAUGAGAAGCGUUGGAGCGGAGCUUACAGAGACGAAACCAGUGUGGCCUUGUGAUGAGCACCGGUUUAAAUCCCACGAGUACUGGCAGUGCUUGGUCAAGCAAGGACCGAUGACUACCUACCAUCCCGUUGGCACUUGCAAAAUGGGGCCCUCCGGUGACCCAACAGCUGUAGUGGAUGCCAACCUAAGGGUGUACGGUAUAUCCAAUGUACGUGUAGUGGAUGCCUCAAUCAUGCCAUGGAUCGUUUCAGGAAAUACCAACGCCCCAACAAUCAUGAUUGCUGAAAAGGCAGCGGAUUUAAUAAGAGGAAAAGCUCCGUUAGAAGCUUUAAGUCUAUAAUCGUAUAUAUAAUCUUAUAUAUUCUUAAUAAAAAAAUUAUCCACAAACUUAGCUGUCAUUAUAUUGUUGUAUUCUCCAUUAGAUCUGUCGUGUAAAUAGAGUAUCAUUAGAGAUUGUAAAUUCUUUUAAAAGUAAACACACACCCAUCUUACCUGUGGUAAUGUGGUAACCUGGUUACUGUGUAAAACAGUCAGUGCGUUGACUCCCUCUUUUAUAUAUAUGAAAAGUUCUUUUCAAAGCCAACACACACACACACAAACAAAUUCUUCAGGCAGAGGCGUAGCUAGGGAUUUGGGGGUCGGUGGUUGGGCUUGAGCUCUUUAGGGGCCCCUGCAAUUUUGACAUUCGACAUCAUGACAUGAAAUGAUGGCGUAAUAUUUAAUAUUCAGUGUAAAAACAUUUUUGGACACUCAUUCGGGAGACCCCUCAAUUGUAAGCCGGGGGCGGGGUGAAUUUCAAAUUUGGACACCCGCUCCACCUACCCUAGCUACAAAGCUGCUUUCAGGUACCUUUUCGAUAUCUGACCAGUUGUAAUUGCAGACUUGUUUACGGGGGAAAAAAACGUGAAGACUAAAUCUAAACAGAAUCUCAUAGAAAAACGAAAGAGAUAGUUUACUCUAUAGUGGAUUUUUCACCCUAAACAUUAAUGACAGUGAUCCAGAGGCGUAAUUUCUUUCGAGUGACGCACUAUCGUUCAGUUGAGGCUUUUUACACCACACGAAAAUGCUUAGCUGGUCGCGUGGCAUGUGCGCUGGACUAUCGUCGGGUGGUCUCGAUGGCCCUACGUUCAAACUCUGCCCUGCUAUCCACCAUCUUCC